Molecule: messenger RNA, 1971 nt
Organism: Monopterus albus (swamp eel)
Lineage: Eukaryota; Metazoa; Chordata; Actinopteri; Synbranchiformes; Synbranchidae
Product: tapasin
Exons: 7
Biological process (GO): antigen processing and presentation of endogenous peptide antigen via MHC class I
Cellular component (GO): membrane
Source: RefSeq, a predicted model, not a curated record
GUUCAUGUUUCACAGUAUUUUUCUAUUUAUUGUCAAUUUCUUGUUAAUCUGCUGUCUAAAGUCUGCAGCAGCAGCUGCCCACUGCUGGAGUGCUGGUUUGUGCAGGAGAAGGUGGGACGAGGAGGAGGUUUGACCGGAGCCACAACCCAGGAAAAGUCCCUGAUUCACAUUGGAACCAGCCCAAACAGCCACAGCACAGAGUCCCAGCGGGCUCCAGCCGACAUCAGCCCUGAUAAAGUCUACUUUAUUACUGACCCAGCUGCCACUCUCUGCCACCACUCUCUCAACCCUCCCAGAGGCUCCAUCAAAAAGCCCCAGUGUGAGAUCAACCCCUUCCUGCCACAGCCCUCCACCCUCAAAUGGGUCGCCCCGCUCACAGACUCCGCCUUGAGUCCCAUAUACCUGCAAGCUGACUGGUUUUCCACCGCGCUGCAGGGGCUCGACCAACAGCUAGGCAUCUCCAGUAUCACUCGUGCUCCCUCAGGAACCAAAGAGCACAGAGUCAUCCUCAGUGUGACCAGUAAGACCAUCUCGGUGCAGGCCAGACUCAGGAAACCAGUGAUGCUGGACUGCAGCUUCUGGGCCGACCCUUCGUCACCUCUAUCCGGGUCUGGUUUCGCCGUCGAGUGGCGCUACCAGUUCAGAGGUGAUGGACGACUUGUCCUGGCUUACGAUGGCAAGACGGACCGCUUGGCUGACACGCAGGAAGAGGGGGCCACACUGGACAUUGAGGGUUUGCUCAAGAAAGGAAAUGCAUCCCUGAUCCUGCAGGAGGCUAAAGUGCGUCACUCUGGGACCUACAUCUGUACAGUGUACCUGCCAUACCUCCUGGCUCAGGUGGCAAUGGAGCUUGGAUAGUUAGUUAUACCUCCAUCUCUCUCCAUCCACCCGUCCCCUCUGCCCCUCACUGUUCCCGGCCAGACUUUGACCGUCCGGUGUGAAGCGUCUGGCUUUGCCCCCCUCUCUUUGGAGCUGAGCUGGGAGUUUAAAGGUGCCAAUGGGAAGUCCAGGCCCCUGGGAUCAGGGAGUGUGACGGGCCACAGGCAGGCCUGGGACGGCACCUUCAGCCAGAGCAGCCGGCUGGAGCUCGACACAUCCAAGCUGGACCUUGACAGAGGAGGGGAAGUCAUCUGUGUGGCUGUCCACCCUGGAGGCACAAGACGGGCUAGCGUCGCUCUGAAUGUCAUCGGGUUCAGCACUCCCUCCAUUGAGGACUCCAUGGCGAUGGUUGGUGUGGCGCUCGUGCUCUACGGUCUCAUCAAGUUUGUCUCCUGGACCUUUACCAGCUCAGGUUCAGAUGAGGCUGAUCAACAAGAUAAGAAAGAGAAAUAAAGAAGGAAUCAACAGAUGUGGAAGUGAAUCACUGAAACCAUCAAACCUGUGGCUUUUAAUUCUUGCUUGGGUUUUAGGAGUGAAUGUUUCAUCAUCACUGUUUUACAACUACAACACUGAUAAAUCUGCAGCAACUUUUAUUUUUAGAGUUUUUUUCUAUAGAUGCAGUGGAACACAUGGUUGAGCUCAUAUUCAUUCAAUUUAAAUAGGUAUUUUCACUGUUUUGCUUAAAUAGUACUAAUAGGUAGCGAGAGAGCGUCAGGGAGGAUUGUCUUCCAACUGAAAAGAGGUUCUGCUCAGCCCAAACAACCUAUUGUAAUGUUUCUUUAAUCUUCUACCUUAAAGUGUCUAGUGCUAUUACGUUGGCCUCCCACUGUUUGAAUAUUGUUAUUUGUUACAAACACAGGAAAAGAUCCAGUACAUUUGUAGAAUUAUGCUCCCCUGUGUUUACAGUCCCAAAGACCACCCACCAUCUCAGCUGGUUCCUUAAUCUGUCCUGGACAGUAAAAUCAAUGUCAGACUAAACACACAAUCUGAAUCCUAUUUUUGUAAAUUUGUGAAAGUAAUUUAAGUAUAUUCUGAAUUUUAUUUGGUGUGUGUGUGUGUGUGUGUGUGUGUGUGUGUGUGUGUGUGUGUGUA